CCACAACCUGCAGGAUUCGCCUUUCGUUUCUGCUGCUGGUUGAAAUCUGUACUCGCACAGCGUGCUCCUGAAUGAUUUCUUUUGCUCGCACAAAACUAUUUUUAGUCGCAAAUGUGAGUAAAAUGCUCGCACCGUAGAGCUCUGGUCUCAGUCUAACACCAAGUCAGUUAAACUUCAGGGAUAUCAGUCUGUCCAUUUAGGAAGCACAAGUGACUGUGAAUCAGUUUCAGCUGCUUUAGUGCAAAUCUAAGUGGCAACAGGUGCAAUGCAGAGGCAAAAGCAAGACAUCCCCCAGUAAGGGCAGCAUGAGGCAGUACCUGCAGCCAAAUCAGGUCAAGAAGGGCAUCAACCCAGCAGCAGGACCGGUGUCUGCUCCUUUGUGUGAGGAGGAACAGGAGGAGCACUGCCACAGCCCUACAACAUGAGCUCCAGCAGGCUACUGGUGUGCAUGUUUCUGAGCACACUGUCAGGAACAGACUCCAUGAGGGUGGCAUGAGGGCCCCACGUCCUCUACAGGGACCUGUGCUCACAGCCCAGCACCGUGCAGCUCAACUGGCAUUUGCCAGAGAACACCAGAAUUGGCAGGUGAUACAUUUCUAUGGCAUAAUCAUUUUGAUAUGGUAAAGCAGAAGCCAAGAAGUGAGAUCCUGGUCUUAACUCAGUUUUGACAGAAUAUGUAGUUUGUAACACACUUUGUCUUUGUACAGCACAACACUCCUGCCAAAUGUUUGAAAGUAUGAAAAAGUGGAUCCAUUGUAGAAUGAAUCUUUAUAAUGUAAUGGAAAUGUCACUGCCUUUAAAUGACUAAUGAUCAUUCACUACAGAGUGUGGUCACUGUUUGUUUGUGGCUGUAGUCCAACAACAUGGCAGGCCUGUCAGACAUGUUUUUGAAAACGAGGAAAACUGCUGAGUUUAUUAUUUGCCUAAUAUGCAAAUAAUUGUUUUAUCAGAACACUUUCCAUGAAGUUAAAAUGAUAGUGAGGUACUGUGAGGCGUUUGUGUUGAACAUCAGGAGCUAUUUCAACAGCUGCAAGUCUGAAGUCACACAUUCAACAAACUGAGAGCGAACAAGAUGGACACAGUUCUUCUGCUCAUCACAGCAGGGCUGUGUGCUGUCUCAUCACAUGCUGAACGUCAGUACCAUUUUGUUUAUGAAUGGAAGAACUGGACUGAAGCACAAAGUUACUGCAGAGAGAAUUACACAGACCUGGCUACUGUCGACAACAUGGAGGACGUGACGACCCUGAACAACACGGCAGAUACAAGCACAUUAGCCUAUAUUGGACUGUACAGAGGCACGUACAGCUGGAAGUGGUCACUGUCAGACACAAGUUUCUACAAACACGGGGAGACAGAGUUCAGACGAUGGAGGGCUGGAGAACCAAGCAAUAUUGACAGUGCAGCACACUGCACAGCGAUGGAUGAGGAUGGACUAUGGAACGACACCCACUGUAGUAACAGGCUUAAGGUCGUCUGCUCAUAUGUCAGAGGGUCGGAUGUGACAUUUAUCCUCAUCAACAAAUCCAUGACAUGGACUGAGGCCCAGAGCCACUGCAGAGUAAACUACACAGACCUGACCAGUGUGAGGAACAUGACAGAGAACCAGAAGGUACAGGAGCUGAUACCUGCAGGAGAACGUGUCUGGAUCGGCCUCUUCAGAGACUCCUGGAAGUGGUCGGAUGGAAGUAGCUCCUCAUUUAGGCACUGGAGACCAGGGCAACCUGAUGGAGGGAAUCAGCAUUGUGUGGCUGCACACUUUUACUACUCCGGACAAUGGUACGACGAGCCCUGUGCCAUCAGGAGAACGUUCAUUUGCUACAGCACACCUGUGGGAGAAAAAACCAAACAGCAAACUACGACAAAACCAGUGUUCAGACUGAAGUUUCACACACAGGACUCCUCUCUGGAUCCGAAUGACCCUGCUGUGAUGGAGGACACCUUGAAGAAGCUCAAACAGAAGCUGAAGGACCAGGGGCUGGGUGACAACAUCAAACUGAGCUGGAGGAAGCAGCCAGAUGGAAAAGUCUUCCACAAGGAAGAGAAGAAGAAGAAGAAGACCAAAAAGGAUGAGCUUUAAGGCUGAAUUGUUGUGUUUGGUUUCAUCAGAGAAAAGUGGAUUUCUUUCCUUAAAGUCUUCAUGUAAUGGGUCAGAAUAGAUCUGCAACAAUUAGCUGAUUAAUCCAUCAGUCGCAACUAUUUUGACAAUUCAUUUAUCAGUUAUCAGCUGAUUCCAAGUUCUUAAAUAUAAGAUUUGAUGCUUUUCUUUGUCAUAUAUGAUCAUAAAUUUAAUAUCUUAGACUAUUGGUCGAUAAAACAAAGCAUAAGAAACCAUUUGUUAGGGCUGUUGGAAAUUAGAACAGACUUUGUUAUUAUUUUCUGACAUUUUUCAAUGAAAAUACUUUAAGAAGAAAUAAGUGAAGAUACUUAAUAAUCAGAUUUGACUCAAGGAAAGUAAAAAAAUCAGCUUUAAUGUUUUGUGGAAUCUUUAAAAUAUAUUUACAAAUGAGUGAUAUGGAAAAUAAUCAUAUGUGUUCUUCUCAUGCUGUCACCUUAUCAGGGAUACAAACUUUAAGUAAUUUCCCUAAAAUUAUUUAUGUGAGUUUUUUAUCUUACUGUUUCACCUUUAAGUUUAAAUGCCAAAUAUUUGCUGGUUCCAGCUCCUCAGAUAUGAAAUUGAUCAUUUUCUUUGUCAUAUAUGAUCAUAUAUUUAUUAUCUUUGAGCUUUAGACUGUUGGUUGAUUAAAACAAAACAUAAGAAUUGAUCUGUUUGGGCUGUUGGAAACUAUAACAGACAGUUUUCAGUAUGUUCGGACAAUUUAUAAAUCAGGUUAGAUUAAAAUAAAUACACUUUAUAAUGUAAGAUACUGUAAAUUAAGACACUUAAAGAUGAGAUUUAACUGAAGGCAACUCCAUUGAAAAAAAAACAGCUUUAAAAGAGAUGAGCUUUGGUGUUUCUGAUAAUCUUUAAAAUCUAUUUUAACUCUCUUUCUUUAUUUGAGAGUAAUACUGCAUCCAGAAAAUGAGUUGUUGUCUCACUGUAAUGUUUCAGAAUAUUUUAAAGAAUUAUGUGGAAAUAUGUAUUUUUAUCAUGCUGUCACCUUAUUAGGAAAAGUAAAGCAAAUUAAGCUUAAAUAAUUCAAAGGUCCAGUGUGUAGGAUUUAGAGGGAUAUAUCAUCAGAAAUUGAAUUGAAUAUAAUAAGUAUGUUUUCUGUAGUGUGUGAUCACCUGAAAAUAAGAAUCACUGUGUUUUGUUACUUUAGAAUGAGACAUUUAUAUCUACUAUUUGGAAUAAUAUGCUUGUUACACAUUAGUAAGUGUAAUAAAGGAGCACUGUUUGGAUUUAGGGACAUUAGCAGUGAUGGUUUCCGAUUGCAACUAGCUGAAACUUCUACCAUGUGCCAAGUGUGAACUUAGAAUUCCUUCAGUGUUCAUUGUUCAGGAGGUUUUUAUCAGGAGCCAAAUUAUCUGCUGAGCUCUUUUCUUCUCCUAAACAAACAGACCAGCUGAUUUAAACCGUUUCAUGUUACAAGUCUGUGUUUUUACCAUGCUGCUCAGCUUGUCUUGGAGAGGCAAACUACGGUGGCUGAUGAGAAAAAGCGAAUGACUAUCUAGAGUCAGUGUUUGGUUUGACCGUUCUGGGCUACUGUAGAAACAUGGCGGUGCAACAUGGUGAUCUCUGUAGACGAGGACCUGCUCCCUAUGUAGAUACAAACAGCUCAUUCUG
Messenger RNA from Epinephelus fuscoguttatus (brown-marbled grouper), 3724 nucleotides. Its product is annotated as macrophage mannose receptor 1-like. The coding region runs from base 1073 to 2077 and encodes 334 amino acids. The record is from RefSeq and is a predicted model, not a curated record. The transcript has 6 exons. Lineage: Eukaryota; Metazoa; Chordata; Actinopteri; Perciformes; Serranidae.